UCGGUUUCUUGCAUCAGAGAGCAAACUCGCGACAGAAAGUGUUACAAGGAGCAUCAUAAUCCAUGACCAUUUGUUUUUUUUUUUUUUUCCUAUCCCCUUGGAAGAGCCAAGCUGUUACAUGUUACAGUAUGCUUCAAAAAGGAUGUUCAGUGCUGACUCGGAUGCUUUUCAUUGGACAAUCAGCGUUGCGAAUCUCGUCCCACUUACACUUAGUGGCUGCUCUGAACGCUGAGCGUUAUGUAAUUAUUUUCAUCUUAGAAUUCCUCGCCAAGCCCAAGAACAGUUGCACUUUAUUUGUUCAAGUGUUGGCUACAAACCACUGUCCAUUUCUGGACAACCGCGAAUCUUCAUUCAAGACGCCCAUUGUGCCUCCAUAAAGAUCGUCCAUUAUGUUACCCUUCCCACGUAUUUCAUUGUUCUCUAUCUCCC
Guyanagaster necrorhizus is the source of this 429-nucleotide messenger RNA. RefSeq lists its product as uncharacterized. The record is from RefSeq and is a predicted model, not a curated record. NCBI's taxonomy places the organism in Eukaryota, Fungi, Basidiomycota, Agaricomycetes, Agaricales, Physalacriaceae. The transcript has a single exon. Bases 129 to 377 code for a protein of 82 amino acids.